UGACCACACCACUGCCACAUUAAUUAAUAAUAAGAUGGUAGUUCUGAAAAAUGCCAAUGCCAUUGUCCACUUGUUUAUUUGGUGACGGGAAACACAGUUAAUUUAUAUGGACUUGGCAUCUCUUCCAUGCCUGAAAAUGGCUGUCCAACUGACCUUCAUAAAAAUGAAUAACUGGACAGUUUUCUUGCAUAUAAAGUAUAAUAAAAUUUGCCCUAACCAUCCUAAUCGUGGAAUGAGAAACAUUGUUGUAUGUCAACUAAAAACUAGGUCGUGACAACCACUCUAUAUUCCUUUAAUUCUAUGUUAAGUUGUUAUAUGUUCCAUUACAUAUAUACACCUCAACAUUGUUCCCUUGUUGCUAACCAAACAUUUUUGUUUUUUGGGGGUAAUUGCUUGUUGAUUUGGGAUUAAAUGGGUUGUAAGAUAUGGCAACAACAACAGGGUGGUGGGAAGAUCAAGAUCCUCUUGAGUUCAGCCACCGUGAAAGAGCCGUUUCAAAUCCUCAUCACCAGCCUUCUCAGCCUCCUCCUCCCCCUUGCAUUCCUCCUCCUCGCCAGGCUUUCAACUGCUCACUUUCUCUUCUCCACCGCCCCUAACUACCCUCAAACACAGAUUUCCUCUCUCCUAAUCUCUCUCUUCUUCAAUACAAACCCAACUCUUCUCCACGCUCUCAUUUCCUUUGUCAGUGUCGCUACCCUCAUGCACAGCCUGUCUGGCCGUGCAACGCUCACAACCGACUCUCCUGGACCCGUUUCCCGGUUGUACACUGCAUGGAUUUUGCUAUGCACGUUACAAGUUUGUGUAGGUUUGGGUAUUGAAGGGAGCAUAGCGGCUGGAAUUGAUGGUUCGGGUUUUGGUCACGAGCGAAGUUCUUUAAGCAAAGUCAUCUUCUUUCUGGGCUUGCAUGAGACGAUGGUGUAUUGGUCAAGGACGGUUGUGAAGCCUGUGGUUGAUGAUACGGUUUUUGGGUAUGUGAAGGAGGAGAGGUGGGUUGAGAGGGUGGCCAUGGCGGCUAGCCUUGGUACCCUGUGGUGGUGGAGGUUGAGAGGCGAGAUUGAGUCUCUGGUGGUUAUGGUUGAGGUCAAGAGAGAGCUGUUAAUAGGUGUUGGGAUUGCUGACUUUGUUGGUUGGUGGUUGUAUUACUUAACUGUUACUAUUGGAAUGGUAAAAAUUGUAAAGGGCAUUAUGUGGCUUGGAGUGAUAUUGCUUUGUAGGAGGGUAGAAGCAAACUCAAGUCCGGUUGAUUCUACGGGGAAUGAAGAGAAGGUCUAAACUCGAAAUGAAUAUUGGGUAUAACGGGUUUCAUCUGCCCAUCAAAUGGGUGGGACCAACCAAGUGAUCCUUAGUCGAACUCAUUUAAAAUUGUUCAUUAGUACACAUAUGACCAAUUGAUGUGGUAUCACGGUUAUACUCAAUAUCUAUUGUACAUUUCGCUUGUCCAGUUCUAAUUCAUUUCAUUCUUCCCUGGUCAGAUUGAUCCAAUCCAAUCAAAUACUGUAUCCAUUUUCUCUUUCCUUGUAAUUUGUAACCCACUGUUAUACUAUAUUCGUCACAAAUGCUUUGUUAAUUUCUUCAUCCUAAUCCAAACUAUCACACUAGAAGUUGUUUUGUAAUAUUUUAACUUGCAUCAAGUCAAGCUGAGAAUUAUGAAAAAGACAUGUUGGUUGA
This is a messenger RNA of Camellia sinensis, 1668 nucleotides long. RefSeq lists its product as uncharacterized. NCBI's taxonomy places the organism in Eukaryota, Viridiplantae, Streptophyta, Magnoliopsida, Ericales, Theaceae. The record is from RefSeq and is a predicted model, not a curated record.